Penicillium cosmopolitanum is the source of this 987-nucleotide messenger RNA. Its product is annotated as putative peroxisomal dehydratase. The record is from RefSeq and is a predicted model, not a curated record. The coding region runs from base 1 to 987 and encodes 328 amino acids. Lineage: Eukaryota; Fungi; Ascomycota; Eurotiomycetes; Eurotiales; Aspergillaceae. Gene Ontology annotation, cellular component: peroxisome. The transcript has 4 exons.
AUGUCCGCCCCCGGCGCUGGUCACGAAUUCCCUGCUAAACCAGUCUCCUGGCAAAAGCGCGAUGUCUUGUUGUUCGCCAACAGCAUCGGCUGCAAGGCCGACGAGCUACAGUUCCUUUAUGAACUGCACCCCAGCUUCUCUGUCUUCCCGACCUACCCCCUGAUCUUGCCCUUCAAGCUCACAGACCAGGAGGUGACGAAUUUCUAUGACCGCCAAUCUGCCGUUCACAUCCCUGGGGUUCCGAAAUUGGAUCACCGCCAUGGAGUCGAUGGCCAGCGCAAGCUGACCAUCCUCAAGCCGCUUCCUCCCACUAGCGCUGGACGCAAGUUUGAGCUGCGCAACAAGGUCAUCGGUGUCUACGACAAGGGCAAGCCCGGAACUGUCAUGGAAACCGAGCAGUCUAUUGUCGACGCAGAGAGUGGUGAGGUGUACAACAAGGUUCUGACGAGCGGCUUUUUGGUCGGUCAGGGUAACUGGGGUGGGCCUAAGGGUGAGUUGCAGGCACGAUUCCUAGCCUCACAGAAAAAGACUGAUAUUCUUUCCGCAGGACCCUCCACAGUUAACUUCCCCCCUCCCGAGGGCAAGGCUCCUGAUGCCACUCACGUCAUUCAGAGCACCAACGAGACUGCUCACCUGUACCGUUUGAACGGAGACUAUAACCCUCUGCACGCCACCCCCGAGCCCGGUCAGAAGAUGGGCUUUGGUGGUGUUAUUAUCCACGGCCUGUUCAGCUGGAACUCUGCUGCCCACGGCAUCCUCCGCGAGCUUGGAGGUAGCAACCCUGACAAUAUCAAGGAAUUCCAGGCUCGCUUCGCGUCGCCUGUUCGUCCCAAUGACAAGCUUACUACCGAGAUCUGGCGGAUGGGUAAUGUCCAGGCGGAUGGCUUUGAGGAGGUCCGCUUCACUACCAAGAACCAGACUGGCAAGGUUGUCCUGAGCAAUGGUCGUUGCUUGCUGAAGGUUGUUAGCCCCAAGAGCAAGCUGUGA